CCAACGCCUGCAGCAGCAGUACCAGCAGCAGCACCAGCGGCAAAGCAAGACUUCCAAAAACCAGCUACACAACAAAAGGCUGCAGCUUCUGAUCCAAACUAUCAGACCUUGACCGGACUUAGUAAUGAUAUCUUCACCAAGCCAACAUCAACGCCAGCAGCAUCAGCGCCAGCGGCACCAGCGCCAGCAGCAAAGCAAGACUUCCAGAAACCGGCUACAGAACAAAAAGCUGCAGCUUCUGAUCCAAACUAUCAGACCUUGACCGGACUUAGUAAUGAUAUCUUCACCAAGCCAACAAUUGUUUCUUACAUCAAGUAA
This is a messenger RNA of Cylicostephanus goldi, 318 nucleotides long. Lineage: Eukaryota; Metazoa; Nematoda; Chromadorea; Rhabditida; Strongylidae. The record is from the annotation of a GenBank genome assembly.